AUGAAUGAUUCACUAUCUAGAUUAGGAUCUAUGAUAGAGUCAGCUAAAGAGUUGACAAUUGAAGCUGCUGUAUCUGCAUCUGCCAGACUAACAGAUACUCCAAAUGCACAAAAACCAGAAGAAAUAUCGAAACUAUUAAAUUCAAGAAAUGAUCGCGAAAUAUUACAAGGAAUGAAACUAGUUAUAUCAUUAGUAUCGAAAGGUGAAGAUGCAUUGCCAUAUUUUGCAGAUGUCGUUAAAAAUAUAACGAGUUCAAGUAAUAAAAUAAAGGAAUUGGUCAUAAUUUAUUUAACCAAAUACGCUGAUGUUGAACCAGAUACAGCUUUAUUAUCAAUCAAUUCAAUUCAGAAAACACUUGGUGAUAAACAUCCUGUAAAUAGAGCAAAUGCAAUAAGAUCAUUAGCUGGAAUACGAAUUGAUUCAAUUAUACCUAUUUUAACACUUAGCUUAAAAAGAACUUCAACAGAUCCAUCACCUUUGGUAAGAGCAGCCACAGCAAUUUCAAUUGGGAAAGUUUACGAUAAUUCUGGUAAAUCAAAGAAACAAUUGAUUGAAAUGUUGAGCAAAUUGCUAUCAGAUAGUGAAGUAAUUGUUGUGUCAGCUGCAAUUAAAGCAUAUUUCAGAAUAAGAUUUUCAAUACCCGAAAAUAAAAGAUGGGAGUUGAUGCAUAAAAAUUUUAGAAGAUAUUCUUCAUCAAUUCUAGAUUUAGAUGAGUGGUCACAGGGCCUAAUUAUUGAAAUUUUUACAGAUUACUGUCGUAAAUUUUUUAAAAAACCAUUGGAUAAAAAUACCAUGGAUCCAGAUUUGGAGUUGUAUUUAAUGUCUAUAAAGGAUUUGAAAAAUUCAAUCUCAGAAAAUGUGGUAUUGUCCAUGAUCAAAUCAAUCGUGGUUUUAGCCCCAUUUUUAAUUAAAGAAUAUAAUCUUGACGUUAUAUUAACAAGAUAUGCGUUAGCAGAGGACAGUUGGUUAGCCUUAAUUGCAUUACAAACAAUUCUACUCAUUAGUCAAGAAAAAAAGAAUAAGGAACUAUUCAUACCACAUUUUAGAAGUUUUUACAUAAUACCGAAUGAAUCAGAUGAAAUAAUCAAUGCAAAACUUGAAAUAUUAUCUACAUUAGCAAAUUCAGAGAAUUUUAAGUACAUAUUUGAGGAACUUAAAUAUUAUAGCUUAUCAAAUAAUAAGAUUUUAUCAAGAAAGGCAAUUAAAACAAUUGGUGAAUGCUCACAAAUAUCAAAUGAAUGGAGUCAAAAAAUAUUGAAAUGGUGUUUGAUGAAGAUUAGAAAAUCUAAAACCAGUGAUUUAUUAAAUGAAUUAUUAACUGUUAUACGAUAUUUGAUUCAACAAAAAAGUAGUUUAGAGAAAACAGAUGUUUUGAAAACUAUAUAUAAACUUGCUUCUAUACUUGAAGAUGAUCAAAUUGAAUUAGAAAAUGAAGCAAGAGCAAGUAUAAUUUGGAUAAUUGGAGAGUAUACAGUUUUAGCUGAUAAUUCAUUAGGACCAGAUGUUUUAAGAAGAUUGUUAAAGAAUUUUGCAAAGGAAGAGGAGAAUGUCAGAUAUCAAACAUUAGUACUUGCAUGUAAAAUAUUUGCAUAUGUAUUAAUUGAAUUAAAGAAUGAGGUUAAAGAUGUUGAAGAAGAACUUGAAAACAAUAUAGAAUAUAAAUUGUUCAAACAUACUUUACAGUUGGCUAAAUAUGAUGUUUCAUAUGAUACAAGAGAUAGAGCUAGAAUGUUUAAUGUAUUAUUAAAUUCAGGUAUUGAUCGUGCACAAUUAGCUUCCUUGUUUUUACAAGUACCGAAACCAGUUCCAUUUGUUAAUUCAAAUAAAGGUGAUAAUGAUAUACUUAAAUCAAUCAAACAAUAUUUCAGUGUACCAGAUUGGGCAGAUGAAUCAACUUUACCAUCAUCAGAAAUUCGAAAAGAAGCACCAAUUGAAAUUAAUAGAUUAGCUAAUGCAUCAUUUUCAUUUUCAACGGAAGGAACUAAAUCACCAAGUCCAGUUAUUGAACAAUCAUUUUCAUCAAAACAAUACUUAAACGAUGAAAUAAAUAAACCUAAACCAUCAUAUAAAUUACAAAGCUUAGAUGAAUUUUUUGGUAGUGAAGAUAGUGAAAGUGAAGAAGAAGACGAGGAGUCAGAAUCUGAUGAAGAUGAAUCAUCAUCGGAAUUUGAAGAAGAAGAAGAAGAAGAAGAAGAAGAAGAAGAAGAAGAAGAAGUAGAAGCGGAAGAAGUAGCGGAAGAAGAAGCGGAAGAAGUAGCGGAAGAAGAAGUGGAAGAAGAUUUGGAAAACAAGAAAAAUCAAAAAGAAUCAGAGGAUGAUUAA
Insectozyma verbasci is the source of this 2322-nucleotide messenger RNA. The record is from the annotation of a GenBank genome assembly. NCBI's taxonomy places the organism in Eukaryota, Fungi, Ascomycota, Pichiomycetes, Serinales, Debaryomycetaceae.